ACAGGCGCUGUGGUCGCUGCAAUCUCAGUGACCAUGGCCUUGCUCUCUGUCCUGCUCUACAAGUCCAAAAAGAUCAAACCGGCCUUACCAUGGAACAAAAAUCCCAGAAGUGGCCUCGUUGGAGCCAUUGGCAACACCCCUCUCAUUCGCAUCAACAGCCUCUCUGACGCCACUGGCUGUGAAAUUCUUGGGAAGUGCGAGUUUUUGAACCCUGGAGGGAGUGUCAAAGAUAGAGUUGCUGUCAAAAUUAUUGAGGAGGCUUUGAAAUCUGGAGACCUUGCUCCAGGUGGAGUAGUCACUGAGGGAAGUGCUGGAAGCACAGCUAUUAGCCUUGCUACAGUUGCUCCUGCUUAUGGUUGCAAAUGUCAUGUGGUUAUACCCGAUGAUGCUGCUAUUGAGAAGUCUCAGAUACUUGAAGCCCUAGGAGCCACUGUUGAGAGGGUAAGGCCAGUUUCAAUCACACACAGAGAUCACUUUGUCAACAUUGCUAGGCAACGGGCCUUAGAAGCAAAUGAGUUAGCCUCAAAGCAUAGAAAAGAUGAGCAAAAGAAUGGCAAAGCCCUUGAGAAAGUUAAUGGUUGUCAUUAUGAUGGAGAAAAACAAUUGUUUCCAAGGAAUUGUCCAGGUGGAUAUUUUGCUGAUCAAUUUGAAAACUUGGCAAACUUUAGGGCACACUAUGAGAGUACUGGGCCUGAGAUUUGGCAGCAGACUGGUGGACAUAUAGAUGCAUUUGUGGCGGCAGCAGGAACGGGUGGUACUGUGGCUGGCACUUCCAAAUUUCUACAGGAAAGGAAUCCAAACAUCAAAUGCUUCCUGAUAGACCCUCCUGGUUCUGGUUUAUUUAAUAAGAUUACGAGGGGGGUGAUGUACACCAAAGAGGAGGCUGAAGGACGAAGGCUAAAGAAUCCAUUUGACACGAUAACUGAAGGAAUUGGAAUCAAUAGACUAACAAAGAAUUUUCUGAUGGCAAAGCUUGAUGGGGCUUUCCGAGGCACAGACAAGGAAGCUGUUGAAAUGUCCAGGUUUCUGAUGAAGAACGAUGGGCUCUUCUUAGGGAGUUCUUCAGCUAUGAAUUGUGUUGGAGCAGUUCGAGUGGCACAGUCAAUUGGUCCUGGUCACACUAUUGUCACCAUGUUGUGUGAUAGUGGGAUGAGACAUCUAAGCAAAUUUUACAAUGCUGAGUAUCUGUCUAAAUUUGAUUUGACACCCUCUGCUUGCGGAUUAGAGUUCAUGGGUGUUGGAUAAGAUAUGCCAUCUGAUUCUUAUUUUUCUCUUUAUGUUUCCAUCCAAAGUUAGUGCAGUAGCCAAGUGAUUUGACAUGUGAACUCUUGAAUGUUGGUUAGAGAUAGUUGGGACAAGAUAUACAGGGACGGUACCCAGAAAUUUUCAGCAAGAGUUACCCUCUACAUUAUUUUUCAGAGGCAAAAUUUGCUUGCUGAUUAUCUUGGUUUUAUAUUCCAAUUCCAAUUCUUUGUAGUCUCUCACUCUUUUUUUCUUUUGGAAAGGCAAUAAUCAAAAAUAGGGAUUUCCCAAUUUCUU
Molecule: messenger RNA, 1539 nt
Organism: Fragaria vesca subsp. vesca
Lineage: Eukaryota; Viridiplantae; Streptophyta; Magnoliopsida; Rosales; Rosaceae
Product: cysteine synthase 2-like
Exons: 6
Coding region: 34-1245 (403 amino acids)
Cellular component (GO): cytoplasm
Molecular function (GO): cysteine synthase activity
Source: RefSeq, a predicted model, not a curated record